Physeter macrocephalus (sperm whale) is the source of this 1276-nucleotide messenger RNA. Its product is annotated as proton-coupled amino acid transporter 1. Gene Ontology annotation, biological process: glycine transport; proline transmembrane transport; L-alanine transport. The coding region runs from base 343 to 1071 and encodes 242 amino acids. NCBI's taxonomy places the organism in Eukaryota, Metazoa, Chordata, Mammalia, Artiodactyla, Physeteridae. Gene Ontology annotation, molecular function: L-proline transmembrane transporter activity; glycine transmembrane transporter activity; L-alanine transmembrane transporter activity. The record is from RefSeq and is a predicted model, not a curated record. The transcript is spliced from 7 exons.
GAAGAAUCACCGAAAUGACCAGCUAGGGCUUCUGUUGCGCUUUCUAAAGGGGUCAGGACAUCGCGGGCAGGUGACCGGCCAGCUGCGGGAACCCUGCUUGGGACUUGCUAAUAGCGGGUCUUUGGGUCAUCGAAUACCGAAACUACCAGGAUUCGGCGAAAUUAUCUUUCGCAACCCCUUUCUAGAGCUGUGGGGAAAUCGAGGUCCAAGAAGCGGUAGGGGUUGCCUAAGGUAAUCCAGUGAGUUAGUCGCAGCCCUGCGAGUAGAAUCCAAGUCUCCCUGAGCUCCAGUGGCUUUUUCCUUUUCACCACACUGCCUCCUGCAGAAAACUUGACAGUUACCAUGUCCACGCAGAGACUUCGGAACGAGGACUACCGUGACUACAGCUCCACCGACGUGAGCCCAGAGGAGAGUCCGUCCGAAGGCCUGAACAACUUCUCUUCCACGGGAUCGUACCAGCGGUUCGGGGAAAGCAACAGCACAACAUGGUUCCAGACCCUGAUCCACCUAUUAAAAAGCAACAUUGGCACAGGACUCCUGGGGCUGCCUCUGGCCGUGAAAAAUGCAGGCAUCUUGAUGGGUCCCCUCAGCCUGCUGGUGAUAGGCCUCGUGGCUGUGCACUGCAUGGGUAUCCUGGUGAAGUGCGCUCACCACUUCUGCCACAGACUGAACAAGCCCUUUGUGGACUAUGGGGAUACGGUGAUGUACGGCCUGGAAGCCAGCCCCAUCUCCUGGCUCCGGAACAACGCCCACUGGGGAAGGCACACUGUGGACUUCUUCCUAAUCGUCACGCAGCUGGGAUUCUGCUGUGUCUAUUUUGUCUUUCUGGCUGACAACUUCAAACAGGUGAUAGAAGCAGCCAAUGGUACCACCACCAACUGCCACAACAAUGAGACGGUGAUUCUGACGCCCACCAUGGACUCGAGGCUCUACAUGCUCGCCUUCCUGCCCUUCCUGGUGCUUCUGGUGUUCGUUAGAAACCUCCGAGCCCUGUCCAUCUUCUCCCUGUUGGCCAACAUCACCAUGGUGGUCAGCCUGGUUAUGAUCUACCAGUUCAUUGUUCAGGUAUGACCCCAGGCUCCCCGCUCCACCUAUUAAAUAAUCAGAGAAACAAAGAAAGUGAGUAAGUGGAACAUAAAUAGGGGUUUGUUACUUAUGAGCAGUGUACUUAGGUUAGGGCUUCUCAGCGUGGGCACUGUUGACGUUUGGGCCGGAUAACCCUUUGUUGUGGGGCUGUUCUGUGCAUCGCGGGAUGUUUAGCAGCCUCCUGGUCUCU